GGUUUGUGGUCUCGCGCGUGUAGCAUAGGUGACCGAGUCACGUGACUGCUGUGGUUCGAUCUGCGCUCCGUCUCUUGCCGGGGCUCUGUGUGAACGCGCAGGGCUUUGUUGCACGCACGCACGCCUCGGGUCGCUCGUCCUCAGUCAUGCCAUGGAUGCUCUGUGGCAGUACCAGUUCAGGAUCAUCCUCCUCGGGGACUCCACGGUGGGGAAGUCGUCGCUGCUGAAGCGCUUCACGGACGGGAUUUACAGCGACGUGGCGGACCCCACGGUCGGCGUGGAUUUUUAUGCGCGCUCGCUCGAUAUUGAGCCCGGGGUGAAAAUCAAGCUGCAGCUCUGGGACACGGCCGGCCAGGAACGGUUCAGGUCCAUCACAACAUCAUAUUACCGCAACUCCGUUGGAGGGCUGCUCGUCUUUGACCUCACCAACCGCAAAACCUUUGACCAUGUGAGGGAAUGGCACAAGGAGGUGAGCGAGCACAUCCUGCCUCACCACAUGGUCUACAUCCUCAUCGGCCACAAAAGCGACCUCCAGAAAGACCGCAAGGUGAGUCGGGAUGAGGCGGAGCAGCUUGCGGCUGAGCUGGGAAUCCGCUACGUCGAGACUUCGGCCAAGUGCAACAGCAAUGUGGAGCGGGCCUUUGAGCUGCUUACCAGAGACAUCUACGAGCUUAUGAAGAUGGGCGAGAUCGAGACCCGGGAUGGCUGGGAUGGGGUAAAGAGCGGUCUUACUGCUAAAGUCCUUUACCCAGGAGAGGAUGAAGAGGAACUCGCCACCGCGUCUGCUGAAAAGGGAUGCCACUGCUGACUGAGAACUUUUUCGUGCCCACGUUUCAACUCACCCAAAUCUCACCAUGUUCCUCAAUGUCCAUGGAAGCCAAACCUCUCAGGCUCAGCCCGCCGUGGCAUCACUUCCUCACAUUGUGGUUUUUGUGCCCUGUCUGUGUGUGGGUCGCCCUGACAGAUUGGAUUGUAGAAUCCCUGAUUGGCAUGAUGCGUCGUCUGUUGUAGCUAAGCCGUUUUGAUUCUACUUGGUCAACUGGAUCCGACCAGUUCAGGACUUUCUCUCUAGACACUGAAGGACGAUUCCUGCGGUGUGGCACCACAUCUCAUUCAUGCUAACAGUGUAUGUGAUCUUGUAGUCACAGUGUAAAUAAUACUAACAUCUUUGCGGUUUAUGAGGUCACUGGAACUUAUUUUAUCAGGUGAUGUGAACACGCCCUCAUCUGGUCUCACCACGUGCUGCUCCUGUUGCUCCGAGCUCUUCACUUUCGCCAAACUUUGUGAAAAAUAGAUAACUUUGUAAAUAGAUAAGUUCUAUCUUUAAAUAGAGAGAAAUUGCUGUAAAGAAGUGUUAAUAUAGUUACUCUAUAUUACCAAAAGUAUUUGCUCACCUGCCUUGACUCACAUAUGAACUGAAGUGCCAUCCCAUUCCUAAACCAUAGAGUUCAUUAUGAUGUUGGUCCACUAUUGCAGCUAUUACAGUUUCAACUCUUCCAGGAAUACUUUCCACAAGGUUGAAUUUUUGACCGUUCUUCCAAAAGUGCAUUGGUUAUGUCAUACACUGAUGUUGGUGGAGAAGGCCUGACUCUCAGUCUCCACUCUAAUUCAUCCCAAAGGUGUUCUAUGGGGUUCAGGUCAAGAAUCUGAGCAGGUCAGUCCAGUUCAUCCACACCAGACUCUGUCCUCCAUGUCUUUAUGGACCAUGCUUUGUGCUCUGGUGCAGUCAUGUAGCAGGAAGGUUCCGCUCCAAACUGUUCCCACAAGAGCAUGGAAUUGUCCAAAAUGUUUUGUUAUCCCGAAGCAUUCAAAGUUCCUUUCACUGGAACUAAGAGGCAAACAAGCCCAAUUCUUGAAAAACAACUUCACAACAUAAUUCUGCGUCCACCAAAUUUCACACUUGACACAAUGUAGUCCGUAAUUUACCAUACUCCUGGGAACCUCCAAACCCAGACUGGUCCAUCAGAGUUCCAGAUAGAAAAUCGUGAUUCAUCACGAUCCAGAGAAGGCUUCUCCACUGCUCUAGAGUCCAGUGGUGGCGUUCUUUACACCACUGCAUUAACGUGAUGUGUGGCUUGGAUGCAGCUGCUCAGCCAUGGAAACCCAUUCCUUGAAGCUCUCUGUGUACUGGACUUGGGCUAAUCUGAAGGUCACAUGACGUUUGGAGCUCUGUAGCAAUAGCAGAAAGUCGGCGAAAGACCUAAUUAUUUUGACCUGAUUCUGAUCAGUCGGAUGGGUGAGCCAAUACUUUUGGUAAUACAGUGUAGAUGGAUCUUUGUAUGCAGGUUUGGUGACUCUAUUUAGGUUUUUGUAAAUAAUACCACAGAGGUUCAUCCCUCACUAGAUCUUUAUUUUACACAAGAUGAAGGCAGACGGUCGCCUGGAGCUGUUGGUAAGCUUCAUAUGACACCAGAAAAGACUGAGGUUUGGAAUUCUGGGAAUCUGGAUCAUAAUCAAGCAUUAUUUUUCAAAUAUAAGACAUAAUUAAAAUAAUAAUACCAGAGAAAUUCAGCUGUCCAGCACUUUAUAACCUGCAGCAUUAAAUCACAGGGUUUCAAUCUUUUUUUUUACAUGCAAAAUACUGCAGAUAUAAUCCGAAUACAAAAAUCACUACAAGAACUUGAGUUAAUUUGAAAGAUUUUGACAAUUCCUACUGUUUUUAGGGACCUUUGACCAAAAAGAUUGAAGUGUUUGUGUUUUUCAGCAUUCUUCUCACUUCAUCCAGUUUCACAAUUUUUCAUUAUAAAUAAAGGAAAUCCUCUUCAACUUUCACAGGAUUCUGCUUGAGCUACAGGCUAAAAACUGUAUAAAUUUGCAGAAAACAUUGUAAACAAGGACCCAGAUAAGCGACCAUCUCAAUACUCACUGACUAACUAGCACCCAUGUGGUCUCGAGACCUUCUCAGAGAACAUUCAUGUUUUUUAAAGACUGAGGUAGGAGAUGGGAAGCUAGAAGCAGGACAGUUUUGGUCCCCCUGAUGUUAAAAAGCUGCUUCUAAUAAACCAUUUGUGUACGGAAAGAUGCCAAAACUCAAAAUACAUAAUCUCAACACCUUUCUAUGGAACCCUGGAGAUGACAUAAAAAUUAAUAAGUUGUUCCCUCAAAUUACCAUUUUAUGCACACAAAAUACAAAUUUAUAUGCACAACAUACUAACUUGUACACACGGUGCUAACCUAUGUGCACAAAAUGCUAACUUGUGUGUACAAAAUACUAACUUGUAGGCACAAAAUUCUUAUUUGUGCACACAAAAUAUUAACUGAUGCGUACAAAAUACUAAUUUGUAUACACCCAAUACAAGCUUGUGAAUGCUAACUUGUAAACACUCAAUGCUAACGUGUGUGCGGAGAAUGCUAACUUGUGGCCACAAAUCACUAAAAUGUGUGCACAAAUAACUAACUUGUACACAAACAAUGCUAGCUUGUGCGCGCAAAAUGCUAAUUUGUACAAACACAAUGCUAAUGUGUGCGCACAAAAUUCUUAUUUGUGUACACAAAAUCCUGAAUUGUACUCACACAAUACCAAUGUGUGCGCAGAAAAUGAUAACUGGCAUGCACAAAAUAGUAACUUGUAUACACACAAUGCUAGCUUGUGCACACAUAAAGUUAACUUGUACAUACACAUACUAACGUGUUUGCACAAAAUACUAACUUGUGUGCACAAAAUGCUGAAUUGUGUACACAAAAUUCUUACUUGUACUAACAAAUUAUUAAUGUGUGCGCACAAAAUGCUAACUUGUACACACACAAUACUAACAUGUCUGCACAAAUUGUUAAUUUGUGUGCACAAAAUAGUAACUUGUGCCCACAAAAUGCUAACGUGUGCACACAAAAUGCUAACGCGUGCACACAAAAUGCUAACUUGCACACACAAUGCUAACUUGUGUGUACAAAAUACUAACUUAUGCACACAAAAAAUAGUACUGCUUUGUGCACACAUAAUACUCAUUUUCUAACAAGGGAACAUUUUUUUAUGUUAUGUUCAGGAUUUUGUACUUUUUUAAAUUAUGAAAUUCCGAUGUGUGUCAUCAUAUCCAAACUUAACUCCACCCAAAGUCUCCAAAUCUUUCAAACCUGCAGCACAGAAGGCAACCUAUCAGAACGCCAUGGGGAGGAGAAUGAAGCUGUGAUGAGGGGCUAGCUUUAAUACAAGCAGGAAAUUGUGUCAACUUUUCAAAGGUUUUCUGAUUCUGGUGGACUUAACAGCAGAUUGAAAUGCUUCACCUCCUCCAGAACUUUCUCAACAGGGUCCAAUUUUUAAGAAAAAAGGAAGUUAAGAGGAAAUGUCAAAUGAUUCACAAUAAUGUGCUUCUUAUGUUCAGACGGCUCACCAUUCUUUAACUUCUUUGAUUUAAAGUUGAUCAACAAUAUAAAUUGAUAAAAGUAUCUUUGUUCAAAAAUCUGUUUGUGAAUUGAAUACCAUUUACUGUACAUAAAAACAAACAAAAAAUAGCGAAAACGGAAUUAUUCUAAUAUUCUUAAUGAACUUCUGAGGAGACGGGUCAAAGUCUAAAGCAUAUUCUCUUAGACAUCACAUAAAUCCACAAAUAUGACGGAAAAAAGUAAAACUAAAGUUUUUAAUUGAAAAAAAUAUAUUUGACAGGAAAAUGAAUGAGGCAAACCUCCAAAACACGUAUGCUAAUCAAACAUGGAUUUACUGUAUGAGCUAGCAUAACCCUUGAGCUGCGUGAGAACAUUUUAAAAACAUAUUUUUUUAAAUAAUAAAUAUUAUUUAAGGUAAUAAGAAAUGGAAUUAAUAUGUUCUCUUUUUUUUUGUUUCAGUUGGGCCAUUAAACGGAUAAUGAGCUGGCAACUUUUAGGAAAACUCACUGAGUAGCAGAUGUUAGCAUGCUACUCACUGCGAGUAGCAGUGCAUGAUGGGGAAUGAAGUCCUGUGGCACUGCACAUCACUUCUAAAAUCUUAUCAAGAUGUUUUAGUUUUCAUGAAACACAAAAGAUAAUUUAUUGUGUGUAGAAAUCUAAAACUUUUAAUAUUUUAUGGUGUUUUCAUGAGAUAUGAAAACUAGACUCUGACUUGAAUAAAUCUGAUUUUUAUUGGUGAGUGAAUUUCUCUUCUUUUAAACUCUGUUUUUCUGUACAGUAAAUUACAUUUAAAACAUGUUUAGAUCCAGAUUUCCUAAACAGAAGCUUAAUGUUACUCUUGGGUCUUGACAAUGUUUUUGUUCCUUCUGAUUGAAUGAUUUCUCUGCAAACUCACUCCUGUUCUUUUUGCAGAUCAAAAAUCCUGGACUUCAGUCUGGUUAUUUAUUUAUUUAUUUUCUUUUGUAUAGUUCAUCCAGUGGAAAAAAUGUCUUUAUGCAACAAGAAGGAAUGUAUUCUGACUCAUUUGCAGCAUCCCUUUAUUUUUACACUUCUCUUUAAAUUUAAACGGUUUUAACUCACGUUUUAUGCGUGAUCAUCUUCCAGGGCUUCGUGUCCAUAGAAUCGGCUGCUCCGCUGGAAAAUCUGGCUUUCUUUCCAUUUGAUUGAUUUAACUUUUUCUGUGUGCCUGCUCCCCUUUUCACUUGCAUCUCUCAUUCAGACAGAUUAUGUUUUAUUGCAGACCAGAGAACUCUGUUCUUCUGUAAACCAAAUGUUUAAGCCGCAUUUAAUGUUGUUUGAAGUAAAACUUCAUGUAGAAAAAUGUGCUGUUUUCUCUCAGUCUUUAAGAAUAAACUUGAAUUCUGCAGAGCAUGGACGCCUCUACCACAAACAAUACAAACGUUUCAUUAUUAAUUUGUGUUUUCUUUUUAUUUUUCUGUUAUAAAAUGCCGUUUAGGAGUGAAUUAUGACAAUGUUGCAUGUAAACAUUCAGGGACGACAGCUGUAAGAAGACAGGAGGGUAUGGUAAAGUGUGUUUUGCUCUGAUUACUUUAACUCUCUGGAUUUAAAGAAAAAAAACACAUGCUUCUAUUUUGAACCAUUUUUGCAAGUGUUUUAGUCUAUUUGUUUGUAAGUUUGUUCAGAACAGAGAAGUGUAGCUAUCAAUGACAUUCCACUGCAUUUUUCAAAUAAAUGUUUUUGUUUUAUAUAUAACACCAAUUCAGUAUUUGUCUUUUGUUUAGUGUAGUUUAUUGAAUGGAUGGAAAUAAGUAUAUUUGCAAUUAAACAGCCCAUGCCCUGAACGUGCACCAUCUCGUUUCAGAUCAGGGUUUUGUCUUUAUUUUUUAAUGUGCUUGUCCCAAGACCGGAAAAUGCAGAAGGUUGGGACAGGAAGAGCAUUCACUGUAAAGCUAAAUCAUAGACUGUAAAAAUAAUUAUUAUAGUUAUUUUAUAUACAGUCUAUGAGCUAAAUGCAGAUCUCAUAAUUCAUAACAAUGCAGAGAAAAGAUGAUGUUUGGCGCCACCUGCUGUCAGACUUAUCAAUAAUUCUUGCCCAAAAUAUAUUUUAGCAUUUACAACAAACGUGAGUGAAACAAAUUUAAACAUUGUGCUCGAAGGCAUCAUUAAUAAAGGUUGUGCAGCCCAUUUUUUUUUGUAUAUGUUUAAUGUGUUUUGUAAUUUACCGAGGCAUUACAUUGAUGAAAAAUAUAUAAAAAAAAAUAUUGUCGAAUUUAUUAAUUCUUUUUAACAUAUUGAUAUGUAAGAAAACCUUGAAAACUGCUGGGAGAAGCCACUUUUAUUUUUGAAUUUUUUUCUCAUACGUCUAAUACAGACAAAAAACAGAGAUUUUUCUUUUUCUUGUUUUAUCUACAUCCCAUAAUUGUUGUGGAUAUUAAAAAAAAUAAAAACAAAAGAAAUUAAGUAAGUCAAAUAAUACUAGUGACAAAAAAUAGAUUUUUUCAAUCAUAUUUUAGCUAAUAUUCUGCUUAAAAGAUAGGUGUUGUUUGAUAUUCUGACGAUUUUU
Molecule: messenger RNA, 6844 nt
Organism: Oryzias melastigma (Indian medaka)
Lineage: Eukaryota; Metazoa; Chordata; Actinopteri; Beloniformes; Adrianichthyidae
Gene: rab42a
Product: RAB42, member RAS oncogene family a
Exons: 2
Coding region: 152-808 (218 amino acids)
Biological process (GO): Rab protein signal transduction
Cellular component (GO): Golgi membrane
Molecular function (GO): GTPase activity; GTP binding
Source: RefSeq, a predicted model, not a curated record